CCUCCACAGCAAUGCAGGCCAUUCCUCGAACCGCCGCGCGCUCUGCGCUGCGCAACGCCCGCCGUGGCUACAGCACCGCCAGCUCGCCGUACUCCAAGACGAUCGAGAACCUGCGCAUCAACAGCGAGACCAAGGUCAUCUUCCAGGGCUUCACCGGAAAGCAGGGAACUUUCCACGCCUCGCAAGCCAUUGAGUACGGAACCAAGGUUGUUGGUGGAACAAACCCCAAGAAGGCUGGCCAGACACAUCUCGACCUGCCCGUCUUUAAGAACGUCUCCGAGGCCGUCAAGGAGACGGGAGCUACCGCCACUGCGCUUUUCGUCCCCCCUCCCCUGGCUGCUGCCGGUAUCGAAGAGGCUCUUGACGCCCAGAUCCCUCUCGCCGUCUGCAUCACCGAGGGAAUUCCUCAACAUGACAUGGUCCGCAUCACCCAGAUGCUCAAGACCCAGGACAAGACCCGCCUGGUCGGCCCUAACUGCCCCGGCAUCAUCGCCCCCGGCCAGUGCAAGAUCGGCAUCAUGCCCGGCUUCAUCCACAAGCGCGGCCGCAUCGGCAUCGUCUCGCGCUCCGGCACCCUGACGUACGAGGCCGUCAACCAGACCACCCAGGCCGGCCUCGGCCAGUCCCUCGUCGUCGGCAUCGGCGGCGACCCCUUCAGCGGCACCAACUUCAUUGACUGUCUCAAGGUCUUCCUCGAGGAUGAGGAGACGGACGGCAUCAUCAUGAUUGGCGAGAUUGGCGGUUCCGCCGAGGAGGACGCCGCCGAGUUCCUCAAGCAGGCCAACACCGUCAACGGCGGCAAGCCCGUCGUCAGCUUCAUCGCCGGCAUCUCCGCGCCCCCCGGCCGCCGCAUGGGCCACGCCGGCGCCAUCGUCUCCGGCGGCAAGGGCGGUGCCGACUCCAAGAUUGCCGCGCUCGAGAACGCCGGCGUCAUUGUCGAGCGCUCCCCCGCUGGUCUGGGCAAGGCUCUGUACAAUGAGUUUGUCCGCCGCGAUCUGCUGUAAUCG
Trichoderma citrinoviride is the source of this 1007-nucleotide messenger RNA. RefSeq names its product alpha subunit of gdp-forming succinate-CoA ligase. Gene Ontology annotation, molecular function: succinate-CoA ligase (ADP-forming) activity; succinate-CoA ligase (GDP-forming) activity. The transcript is spliced from 5 exons. The record is from RefSeq and is a predicted model, not a curated record. The coding region runs from base 12 to 1004 and encodes 330 amino acids. Lineage: Eukaryota; Fungi; Ascomycota; Sordariomycetes; Hypocreales; Hypocreaceae. Gene Ontology annotation, biological process: tricarboxylic acid cycle. Gene Ontology annotation, cellular component: mitochondrion; succinate-CoA ligase complex (ADP-forming).